CCACUGCAGAAGGGUCUCCCUUACGACUUGGACCUAACACAACAACGUCAGCACUGGUUACUACUGGCCUCGUCAAUAACCCUUUUGAAGUUUAAGGAACUCAGCCGUCGCUUUGUCGACAGUUAUCAAAGUAAUCCAAGAAGAACCCCAUAAGAGAACAAUGGAUUUACACACACCCAAUCCGCCUCGACUGGGACGGACAAUACCCUCAGGAUGAAUGGAUAUACAAUCGCAAACUUUCAAAUUUGUGUGAGCCUAAAGGAUGCAUUCAGGGCUAGGAGUGUUCCUGCUCCUGGCCACGUCUAUUGCACAGGGCCCUGUCCCCGGGCCUUGUCUCUGUUCCGCCCUCUGGCCUGCUGGGCUCCUCUUGGUCAACUGCAGCGCCAUGGACCUCGUACAAGUACCUCAGCUACCGUCAGACACUAUAGAGCUCCACCUGCAGGAUAACCAGCUCACUGCAGUGUCUCCGGGCGCAUUUGACAGACUUGCGAGCCUGAGGAAGGUUUCGCUCUCUGGGAAUCGCUUCCACUGUGACUGUAGGAUCCAGUACCUGAGAAACUGGCUUCGACGAAACCCAGCCGUUGUAACCGGCGGCAGUCCUACGUGUGCCAGCCCGAGUUCCGUGGCGCUGAAGGAGAUCGUUUAUCUCGGGGACGAGCUGUUCAGCUGCUGUGCCGUUGAGCAAGGCUGUGGUGACGUAUUGUCUAACAGCCUGCUCGGGGCAAUACUAUGUUGCCUAAUCUUUCUGCUAUUGUGGUGCCUGAGACUGGCCAAGAACUCCACAUUCACCCUGGACAUAGUAAAUAAACAUUCAGGAUUUGGGGCUGACUCUUUGCGAUCCCAAAAACCCAAGCACAGAAGAAGGGUUCAGUGCGUCAACUCACAUGGCAAUGAUAACUUUACCGCCCCCCUCUGGACAGAUGAUCAUGAAACCAGAUAUAUAAAUAUGGAUUUAUUACCACAAAUAAUGGAUGUCCUGCACAAGAAACACAAUAAGAUAAAAGCCACAUGAUGUAAGACUGUAUUAUCAUAUUUUUUCUGGCAGUACAAACAAUGUGUUACAUGUCAAUAUGAUAUGUCAACAAUUGUAAGGUCAUUUAUUUGUUUGGAUGGAUUCUUUGACAAUUUUCCUUGUAAAAUUUGUUCAUCCUAAAAGCCAGUACUUUUUCCGAUUUUUUAUUUUUAUUUACAUAACAUGCAUAAUUAUCAAUCAUUAAAAAAUAUGCAUGGCUAAUGGUCCACUGAACAUACUGUAAGUCUUUAGAACAUAUCGCUAGACUAUUAAAUCCCAGCCAAUUACAUUUCUGUACAAGUACUAUUACAUAAAACAGAAAUUGUGCUUUAGCUACGUCCACAAAGAUUUACAUAGUUUAUUGGCUUUCAUAUAGCAUGUUAAUGUUUAUGAAGACUGACGCCUGUGCACCGGUUAAGGUAUUGAGGAUCAGACGGGGAUGCACAUAGUCGGUACAAUUGAAGGACAACAUUGCCAUCUGCAAUGGCAAACAGAUGAGCUUACAGUACACGCUGACAAUCAUGCAUAGUUAACAUGGGUUAAAAUGCUGAAUAAAAAUACAACAAUGAAAGUCAUCUUGACAAUAAAAGGUCAAACAAAAA
Molecule: messenger RNA, 1614 nt
Organism: Gadus morhua (Atlantic cod)
Lineage: Eukaryota; Metazoa; Chordata; Actinopteri; Gadiformes; Gadidae
Gene: gp9
Product: glycoprotein IX platelet
Exons: 2
Coding region: 263-1012 (249 amino acids)
Molecular function (GO): protein binding
Source: RefSeq, a predicted model, not a curated record